ACACUCAGGUGUGGCCUGAAGACGUCGGGCCGUGGACCAAUCUAAGGCUCCGAACUUUCCUGAGUCAUCCCCCCCCCGGAACCAAGACGUCUGGAACGGUCAAUAGAUCCUAGCAUUUCUUCUUCGGACUGACCAAUUGCACAAGUCAUCGUUUUGGUGAUCGCAAUUGAUCAUUUUGUAGCACGACGCGUUUGAAAUACGCAUAGAAAUUUAGCUACACUAGAGGAAUUAGCCCUAUACCGUUAUCUAGCCGAGUUGUGUUUUGCGUUUAUCAAAUUUCCACGAGAAAGUAACUUUUAACUUCGUCUGUGGGCGAGCGGCUUGCUCAUGGCAAUCCCCAAAGAUCCCGGAUACAAACGAAUCUAGCCGCAGACAGUCACUGCUGAUCCUAGCUGCUGAUAAUGCCCUCUGGUUACAUGGUAGGGUAUGGUCCAAAGAAGGGAGCUGAGGAAAGCCUGAAACAAACCAAAUACUGUGAAGGCGCCCACCAUUUCUCCACCCAUAGCUCAGAGAGGAAGUGAAACCAAGGGAUUGAGACCGAAGCAGUUCAAUGGAUGAAAACGUUGCAUGGACUGUAGAUUGAAAGAGGAACAACUUCAUCCUCUCAGAUUUUUGCUUUUGAUCUCUGCUUGUACAACCUUUCAGGCCCCUCUGCCUGUUGUUUUGUUUCUUGUAAGAGGUGCGUGAUAACUUGACGCAGAGAUGACUGUGGGAUAAGCAAGAGUGGUAACUGAGAAGAGCAGUCACGUGAAUCCUUACAUCCGUAUGCUACCCACUGGAAUAUCUUAAGUAUUAGCUAAUCAAGCAACAACAAUCCGUCUACCUUGGACACAGACUAACAACUGAGCACUUUCAGACGCUCAUGGAUGUAGUGACUGACUGCCAGAACGCAAUUUGAUGAGGAUAGUCUCUUUGCCCAUGUGUAGAGUUUAACGUGUCAGAAGUCCUUCACCAGUCUGUCAUUGCAGCCCAACUUUAAGGGGGAAAAACACUUUACCGGACUGAUGGAAAGAGAACUUAGGUAAACCUGUGAUGAGUCGGAAUGUGGUGCUGCAAAUAACUGGGAAUCCCCUACUGGAGUGGGAGGAACUGGAACUGAGGUGGAACCAGAACCAACUGAGGCCUAAGCACGACAACUGAAUGCCAUGUACUAAACUGGAAAUACGCUUGAUUUAACUGGUAAUAUUGCACUUGCGAGCGUUGGGGGGGAGACUGUUUCAUCCUGGGAUUUGGGAAGACUGGAAUCUGUUCCUGUGGAACUGCAUUUAUUGGGAGAGGAUUACUGAAACCAACAGCCCUGUGUGCAGAAAUGGCGGGGCCGGGAAAGGACUACAACCAUCUCUUCAAACUGCUCAUCAUUGGAGACUCCAAUGUAGGGAAGAGCAGUCUACUACUACGAUUUGCAGAUAACUCCUUCUCGGGUAGCUACAUCACUACGAUCGGCGUGGACUUUAAGAUCCGUACGGUGGACAUCGAUGGGGAGCGAGUCAAACUGCAGAUCUGGGACACGGCGGGCCAGGAGCGCUUCAGGACCAUCACCUCAACGUAUUAUAGAAAUACCCACGGUGUGAUUAUUGUUUACGAUGUCACCAACCCAGAGUCGUUUGUGAACGUGAAGAGGUGGCUUAAUGAGAUCACUCAGAACUGUGACAACGUCUGUAAGAUCCUAGUGGGGAACAAGAAUGACGACCCCUCCAAGAAGCAGGUGGACUCCCAGGAUGCAAUGCGUUUCGGGGAGUCGGUUGGCGUCCGGGUAUUUGAGACGAGCGCCAAAGAAAACAUCAACGUGGAAGAGAUGUUUAUGGCUUUCACUCACAUGGUCCUUCGGAUGAAGAAGCAGAGUCAGAGUCGUGCAGAGAGAGAGCGGGAACGAGAGAAGGAAACGGUCGACAUCAAUUCUCACAGACACAGAGAGAGGAGGAAGAGGGGGAAGAAGUGUUGCUGAGGGAGAGAAAGGAAGGCGAUUUUCGAAGAACAGGACAGACCAAUGGAGAGUCGAGCAUCCAAAGUCUGUCUGCACUCAUGGGGAAAGAGCCAGGACAUUACAUGUUGACAUUGCACUGAGGCAAGAUUACAAGAGGGUAAGGACAGAGAACCACUAUUAUGUGCCGAAUUUUUACCUUAGCAGUUAUUUUUUAUGAAUGCAUAAUAAUGUCAUUUUAUCAUUAAAAGGGAAACUGGAUCCCCACUGUGUCAAACUGUCAUUAAAACCCCUAAUUUAGGAAAUACACUAAUGACUUCAAAAGUGACUAGAGUGAUGUAUCUGUCUUAUUUGUAAUGAAAAAUGUAACAUGUCUAAAUAAACAGUGAGCAAUAAA
Molecule: messenger RNA, 2318 nt
Organism: Oncorhynchus keta (chum salmon)
Lineage: Eukaryota; Metazoa; Chordata; Actinopteri; Salmoniformes; Salmonidae
Product: ras-related protein Rab-35-like
Exons: 8
Coding region: 1310-1945 (211 amino acids)
Biological process (GO): endocytic recycling
Cellular component (GO): plasma membrane; endosome membrane
Molecular function (GO): GTP binding; GTPase activity
Source: RefSeq, a predicted model, not a curated record